Molecule: messenger RNA, 2950 nt
Organism: Thamnophis elegans (Western terrestrial garter snake)
Lineage: Eukaryota; Metazoa; Chordata; Lepidosauria; Squamata; Natricidae
Product: histone-lysine N-methyltransferase PRDM9-like
Exons: 8
Coding region: 1-2844 (947 amino acids)
Biological process (GO): regulation of transcription by RNA polymerase II
Cellular component (GO): nucleus
Molecular function (GO): DNA-binding transcription factor activity, RNA polymerase II-specific; RNA polymerase II cis-regulatory region sequence-specific DNA binding; protein binding
Source: RefSeq, a predicted model, not a curated record
AUGGAAGUUCAGGGACUGGGGCAAAUAGAGGCUGAAUCCCAGGGACAGAGCAAAGAUACUUCAAGUGGGGCAGGAGCCCAAGGGCUGAGGGGAGAAAUAUCAGAUAAAAAUGAUAUUGCGGGAGCAAAAGCAGUUGAAAGUGAAGGAUGUGUUCCUAUAGAGACCUUGGAGACUGAUCCAAGGAUUUGGGCAGGAGAGCCCUUAGUAGAAGAAACUAGUGGGUCAUCUUAUAUUUCAAUCAAUAUUGAGGCAGGUGGGAUAAAGAAAGGUACCAAGAAAAAGAAUUCUGGAGACAGGAGCAAAAAGCAAAUUAAUAAGAAAAGUGGGCAAAAGUCCAAGGUUGAAGAUAGGUUUAAAGAGAUUUCCAUCUAUUUUUCUAAAGAGCAGUGGGCUGAAAUGGGAGAAUGGGAGAAAUUACGUUAUAAGAACAUGAAACAUAAUUAUGACUUUAUGAUUCAAUUAGGUCUUCCUACUCCUAAACCAGCAUUUAUGUAUUGUGCACGGCAGCCUUUAAAAACAGCAAAUGAAUCCUCUGAAUCGGAUGAGGAAUGGACACCAUCACUUAUAGAUUUCCAAACAAAAGCUGUGCCUGAAAAGAAAAAGGAAAGGAAAAAAGAACAGAACAAGGAAAUUAGGAUUUACAGAUUACGGAAAAGAGAUAGAAAAGCAUACAUGGAAAUCAAUGAACCAAAUGAUGAUGACUACUUGUUUUGUGAAUAUUGCCUGACUUUCUUUGUUGAUGAGUGUUCUGUUCAUGGCCCUCCACUUUUCAUCAGAGACACAGCAGCUGAACUAGGAAUGGCAAAUAGAGCCACCUGCACUUUACCUUCAGGUUUUAGAAUUGGUCUUUCAAGUAUCCCCAGAGCUGGUUUUGGAGUCUGGAAUGAAAGGGAAACAUUGACUCCAGGAAUUCAUUUUGGACCAUAUGAAGGGACAAGGACAGAGGAAGAAGCGGCAGCAAACAGUGGCUAUUCCUGGCUGAUUACCAGAGAGCAGAAUUGUUACAUUUACGUUGAUGGAAAAAAUGAAACUAAUUCCAACUGGAUGAGGUAUGUUAACUGUGCCAGGAAUGAAGAAGAACAGAAUCUUGUUGCUUUCCAGUAUCAUGGGGAAAUAUACUACAGAACAUGUAAAGAAAUUCAACCUCAUUCUGAGCUCUUGGUUUGGUAUGGAGAAGAAUAUGGAAAGGAACUUGGUAUCAAAUGGGGAUCUAAAUGGAAAUCGCUAAACGGUAUAUUGCUAGAUGAUUUGUUGCUUAAAUUAAUAAUGAUAGCUUUAGACAAGAGGACCCCAAAUUUAUCCUUUUUUGCCACUAAUUUUAUUUUUUCUUUGCAAAUAGUUCACAAGCAGAAUUCAUACUUGGUGAAGAAGCAACAAAUAGUUUGCCAUCAGUGUCCCAGUUGUGAGACAGCAUUUACUUGCAAAGAUUAUCUCAUCCGCCACAUGAAAUGGAAGCAUUCUGGAUUUAUAAUACUUGCUGAAGAAAAAAUACUGACAGAAAAAUCAUUACCCAAAAUAAGAAGUUAUGCUUCCUGCCAAGUUAUGGUGCAAUAUAGAAUACUAAGCAACAUGAACAAAGGUAAAGAUGGUGAAAUGCUUUUUUUGAAAGAUAGAAAUGAAGAAGCAGAGAAUAAAAAUCAUAAAAACAAUGGAAUAAAACAUUUUCAGUUGGUUACUCACUAUCAGAAACAUAGAGGAAAGCCAUAUUUAUGUAAAGAACGUGUAAAAAAGGUUGAUGGAUCAUUACUAUGUCUGAUCAGACAGAAGGGGGGGCAUAUAGGGAAGAGGUUUUAUUCAUGCAGAAAAUAUGGGCUAGGUUUAAGCCAAUCACCAGGACUAUCCACUUGGAAGAAAACACAUGUAAGAGACGAGCCAUACUCAUGUAGAGAGUGUGGGAAAAGCUUUAGCCGAUCAGCAACCCUGACCAUUCACAUGCGGACGCACACAGGAGAGAGGCCGUAUUCAUGUAGGGAGUGUGAGAAAAGCUUCAUUGACUCAUCAACACUGGCCAUUCACAUGCGGACGCACACAGGAGAGAGGCCGUAUUCAUGUAGGGAGUGUGAGAAAAGCUUCACUAACUCAUCAAUACUGGCCACUCACAUGCGGACGCACACAGGAGAGAGGCCGUAUUCAUGUAGGGAGUGUGAGAAAAGCUUCACUGACUCAUCAACACUGGCCACUCACAUGCGGACGCACACAGGAGAGAGGCCGUAUUCAUGUAGGGAGUGUGAGAAAAGCUUCACUGACUCAUCAACACUGGCCACUCACAUGGAGACACACACAGGAGAGAGGCCAUAUUCAUGUAGGGAGUGUGAGAAAAGCUUCACUGACUCAUCAACACUGGCCACUCACAUGCGGACGCAUACAGGAGAGAGGCCGUAUUCAUGUAGGGAGUGUGGGAAAAGCUUUAGCCGAUCAUCAGCCCUGAUCAAUCACAUGCGGACACACACAGGAGAGAGGCCGUAUUCAUGUAGAGAGUGUGGGAAAAGCUUUAGCCGAUCAUCAACCCUGACCACUCACAUGCGGUCGCACACAGGAGAGAGGCCGUAUUCAUGUAGGGGGUGUGGGAAAAGCUUUAGCCAAUCAGCAAACCUGACCACUCACAUGCGGUCGCACACAGGAGAGAGGCCGUAUUCAUGUAGGGGGUGUGGGAAAAGCUUUAGCCAAUCAGCAAACCUGACCACUCACAUGCGGUCGCACACAGGAGAGAGGCCGUAUUCAUGUAGGGAGUGUGGGAAAAGCUUUAGCCAAUCAGCACACCUGACCACUCACAUGCGGACACACACAGGAGAGAGGCCAUAUUCAUGUAGGAGUGUGGGAAAAGCUUCAGUGUCUCAUCAGUAAUGCUUCUUGUGGUGCCCAGUAUUCAUCAAGCUUGUCAUAGGCCAACUGUCUAGUAGUGUGGCUAAAUAUAUAAACAUAAAUUAUGAAAUAUUUUUUGAUACGAGUA